Molecule: messenger RNA, 2355 nt
Organism: Parascedosporium putredinis
Lineage: Eukaryota; Fungi; Ascomycota; Sordariomycetes; Microascales; Microascaceae
Source: the annotation of a GenBank genome assembly
AUGCGUCAAACGCUACGAGGCGACUCCCAUGUCCUAGCGACGGACGACAUCGACGCCAUUCACCUCAAAACCGUCCACGAGUGCGGCAGAAAGGAGAUUCGCUGGUACGAAAACUCGAAUUCCCAGUACCUCGACUACUUUGACCCCAGAGCCCCCAACAAAUUCUUCUCGGCCGGAUCCCGCGGCGAGACCGUCGUGCCCUCGCCCGACAUCUUCUUGGCCCUCCAGGGCGAGGAGUGCCCCAAGGAAGUCACAGACCUGCCCACCACCAGCGAGUGCGCCGUCCACCUGGAGCUGCUCGAGGCCGUGUACGCCUUGCGCCGGCGCGUGAUUUCUACGCAGAACCUCGAUGACAGCUUCGGCAUCAAAGGCCCUACCCGCACCGUUUACCGCCGUACCUAUGUGGGGAACCGCAAGUACGAACACCGCCCUUUCGCUAUCAAGGACAAAACGUUUCCCGAACGCUCCCAGAAAAAGUGGACCGCGUUUCUCCACAUCGCCGUGAUGCGCUUCAUCACCUGGGCGGAGAAGGUCGAGGGCCUCAUGCAAGAGCGUGGAGGCCCUCAUGAGAAUGCCUAUCUACCCUAUCUACCUCCACUCGAUGUCCUUACCGUAUGGCAUGCGUUUCUGCUGAACCCCGGAACCUUUAGGCGGCACUGUGAAGUGAACGUCCUACCUUACCUCAAGCACGUCUCUUUCCCGUGGACUCGGAUUCACAAAGCCAUCAGUACUGUAGAGUCAAAUGCUGCCUAUAAUCUGCCAGCCCCUGCGAGAGCAUGGUUCACGGAGACUACGGGCAUGCCACCCGAUCUAUAUGAGUACAUCCAAGAGGCCGGGACCAAGGACAGCGAGGCCCCGAUCCGCCAGGCCCUUGCUAAAUUCUGCGACGACAACGCCACUGGAAUCCCCAAUAUAGGUUUCCUUAUCAAAAGGACCAAGGAGGAGGAUGACCCGGAACAACAUGCCUUUAUGACCUUGCUGCUCGCCGCCCAGAACCAGCGUAACGUCGUGAAACCUCUCGCCGACAACGUCGUGCGCCAGGGCGGUUUCGUGGACAAGAUGCACCACCAGCUCUGGCUCCGCAGCCCCGCCUUUGCCGACACCCUCAGGCGCUCGGUCGAGAGGUACGACAACUUUACCCAGCUGUUCAAGCUCAAGCCCAAGUCCACCCUGGUGCCCACCCUGGACAUGGACUUGGCGUGGCACACGCACCAGCUGUCCCACGCGCGCUACAAGGCCGCCAUGGAGGAGAUCACCGGCCGAUUCAUUGAUCACGACGACAAGAUUGGGUCUGGCACGCUGAGCGUGUGGGAGGGUUAUACCCGCAAUGAAUACGAAAUCGUUUUUGGUGAAGAGUAUUCGAGGUGUCUUUGCUGGGACUGCGAGGCGAUGCUGUCAGCCCUCGAACAGGACGAAUCGCCGUCCAUUGAGGGAGAUUGGGCCGAGGGCUUGGUGGAGAAAAUCAGGGAGGAUUUGCAGUUCUAUCGUUGUGUCGAGGUCUCACGUCGUGCUCUUCCUCCCUGGCCCGCCGACGAGGCCCUCCUCCAGCACAUCCGGGAUCGGUUCCCGGGGAUUUCCGUAUCCGCCUACGAGGUCCCCUGGCGUGAUACCGAGCCCCCGAGCAACAUACCCGCCGAGGAGCUCGAGCGGGCCACCGUCCUCGUCACCGGCUCCGUCCUGCCCUCCCGGGAGCAGGCGCCCAAUCUCGGCUACGUCCAGCUGAGCAGUGCCGGCGCGAAUCACGUGUUGAAUCAUCCUCUCUUCACCGACACCGAUAUCAUUUUUUGCACGGCCAACGGCGUCCAUGGGCCUCAGAUCUCGGAAUGGGUCAUCACAACGUUCUUGGCCUUCCAGCAUCAUAGUAAGCUUCCCCCACAAAACGAGUUUGAUGUAACUACAAUCCCUAAAUAUCUACAGUUCCAAAAUGAAGGCAAGUGGGACAGGGCAGCCUUUCCCGUUCAAGAUUCAGUCGGCCGCAGGAUACCUCCUCGUCAUCAGUCUCCCUCUCACCCCAAAACCACCCACCUCAUCGGCGCGGCCGAGUUUGCUGUUCUCGGCAAGAACAAGACCUUUGUCAGCAACAUCGGCCGGGGGCCCAUCAUCAAGACGGAUGAUUUGAUACAGGCUCUUGAGAACGACGUCAUCAGCGGCGCCGCGCUCGAUGUCACGGACCCGGAGCCCCUCCCAGAUGGCCACCCGCUCUGGAGUACGAAGAACAUCAUCAUCACCCCGCAUGUGAGCGGAAUCUCCACCAGGUACAAUGAGCGUGUCUUGGCCAUCUUGGAAUUGAACUUGGACCGUCUAGUGAAUGGCGAAGAGCUUGCCAACAGAGUCAGUAGGAGAGAUGGAUAUUAA